AUGAUAUUGAUCAAUUGCACAAGCGGCAGUAAUUUUUUCGAUGCGUAAACGGACACCAGAAAAAUAAAACAUGGAUCUAUACGAAACUCAUGACGAUGGGCCAGGUUUUGUUGGAAUUAAGUUUUGUAAAGAAUGUAACAAUAUGCUGUACCCAAAGGAAGACAAAGAAAACAGAAUAUUGUUGUAUGCUUGUAGAAAUUGUGACUACCAAGAAGAAGCUACGAAUCCAUGUAUAUAUGUCAACAAAAUCACCCAUGAAGUUGAUGAGUUGACCCAGAUUAUAGGAGAUGUGAUAGCAGACCCCACCUUACCUCGGACAGAAGACCACCCUUGUCCAAAAUGUGCCCACAAAGAGUCAGUCUUUUUCCAAUCCCACAGUACCAAAGCUGAGGAAGGGAUGCGACUGUACUACGUAUGCACCAAUUCACAGUGUGUACAUCGAUGGACAGAAUAGAUUGCAACUCCAUGGCUGAAUUACUCAUCGUUACAAAGAAAGAACAGAACCAUUUUUCUGCUCUACUUCAUCUUGUGAUUCAGGAAUUAUAGUACAUGUACAUUGUUAUUCAUACCUGUCGUUGACAAAAUUGACAUGAAAGUGAAACGCAUUUCUCAAGUGAUUAUUGUUCAUAUCAAGAUGCAGAUUUGUCAAAAUUUUGCAGAAAGCAAGACUUGUCUAAUAAAUGUAAUUUUACAUAA
Molecule: messenger RNA, 696 nt
Organism: Saccostrea cuccullata (small rock oyster)
Lineage: Eukaryota; Metazoa; Mollusca; Bivalvia; Ostreida; Ostreidae
Product: DNA-directed RNA polymerase II subunit RPB9-like
Exons: 5
Coding region: 71-454 (127 amino acids)
Biological process (GO): transcription initiation at RNA polymerase II promoter; DNA-templated transcription; maintenance of transcriptional fidelity during transcription elongation by RNA polymerase II
Cellular component (GO): RNA polymerase II, core complex
Molecular function (GO): DNA-directed RNA polymerase activity; nucleic acid binding; zinc ion binding
Source: RefSeq, a predicted model, not a curated record